Messenger RNA from Cervus elaphus (red deer), 2029 nucleotides. RefSeq names its product NADPH oxidase 1 (gene NOX1). Gene Ontology annotation, cellular component: plasma membrane; NADPH oxidase complex. NCBI's taxonomy places the organism in Eukaryota, Metazoa, Chordata, Mammalia, Artiodactyla, Cervidae. Gene Ontology annotation, biological process: superoxide anion generation; defense response. The record is from RefSeq and is a predicted model, not a curated record. Gene Ontology annotation, molecular function: superoxide-generating NAD(P)H oxidase activity. The coding region runs from base 226 to 1914 and encodes 562 amino acids. The transcript is spliced from 13 exons.
AGUCUACCAAGGCUGAUAACAUAGUUCUGACCAGAGGAGGAAGAUAGAGUGCAUUUAUUCAUUCCUGAAAGCUUUGUGGGUAGAUGUGCAUCUUUCUGUAAUCUGCAAUCUUAAAGUUUCACAGACUCUGAGCUGUACAGAGGUGCUAACCCUGAAGAACCUCUCCAGAAUCCAAGUGGCUGAAUCUUCCUUGCUGCUGCAGAGGCUCCAAACCACCUUUUGACAAUGGGAAACUGGGUGGUUAAUCAUUGGUUUUCAGGUUUGUUUCUGGCUGCUUGGUUGGUGCUGAAUGUUUUCCUGUUCGUGCGUGCCUUCCUGUCAUUUGAGAAGGACACCAAGUACUACUACACAAGACAAAUACUGGGGUCAGCGCUGGCGUGGGCCCGAGCCUCUGCUCACUGCUUGAAUUUUAACAGCAUGCUGAUCCUUCUUCCCGUGUGCCGAAAUUUGCUGUCUUUCCUGAGAGGCACCUGCUCACUUUAUAGGAGUACCCUGAGAAAGCAACUGGAUCACAACCUCUCCUUCCACAAACUGGUGGGAUAUAUGAUCUGCCUACACACAGCUAUUCACAUCAUUGCACACCUGUUUAACUUUGAACGAUAUAGCAGAAGCAGACAGGCCACAGAUGGAUCCCUUGCUUCCAUUCUCUCCAACCUACCUCAUCAGGAGAAUGAUUCAUGGCUAAAUCCCAUCCAAUCCUCAAACACAACAGUGGUGUACGUGACAUUCACCAGCAUUGCUGGUCUCACUGGAGUGAUCAUCACAAUGGCUCUAGUUCUAAUGGUGACUUCGGCUAUGGAAUUUAUCCGGAGGAGUUAUUUUGAGGUCUUCUGGUAUACACACCACAUUUUUAUCAUCUACUUCAUUGGCUUAGGAAUUCAUGGUCUUGGUGGAAUUGUCCGGGGUCAAACAGAAGAGAGCAUGGGUGAGAAUCAUCCUCACAUGUGUGCAGAGUUUUUUGAGAAGUGGGAUGAUCCUGCCUCCCACUGCAAGCCUCCCCAAUUUGAAGGGCUCCCUGCUGAGUCUUGGAAAUGGAUCCUUGCACCAGGCAUUCUUUACAUCUUUGAAAGGAUCCUCCGAUUUUACCGCUCUCAGCAGAAGGUUGUGAUUACCAAGGUUGUCAUGCACCCAUCCAAAGUUUUGGAAUUACAGAUGCACAAGCAUGGCUUCAGCAUGGAAGUGGGACAGUAUAUUUUUGUUAAUUGCCCCUCAAUCUCUUACCUGGAGUGGCAUCCCUUUACCCUGACCUCCGCUCCAGAGGAAGAUUUCUUCUCCAUUCAUAUCCGAGCAGUGGGGGACUGGACAGAAAAUCUCAUAAGGACUUUUGAACAACAGUAUUCGUCAGUUCCCAGGAUCCAGGUGGAUGGACCUUUUGGCACUGUCAGUGAGGAUGUUUUCCAGUAUGAAGUGGCUGUGUUGGUUGGAGCAGGAAUUGGGGUUACACCCUUUGCUUCUAUCUUGAAAUCCAUCUGGUACAAAUUUCAGCACACAGAUCACAACCUCAAAACACAAAAGAUCUAUUUCUACUGGAUCUGCAGGGAGAUGGGUGCUUUUGCUUGGUUCAAUGACCUAUUGGCUUCCCUGGAACAGGAGAUGGAGGAAUUAGGCAAAGUGGGUUUUCUAAACUACCGUCUCUUCCUCACCGGAUGGGACAGCAGCUUUGCUUGUCAUGCAGCACUAAACUUUGAUAAGGCCAAUGACAUCCUGACAGGUCUGAAACAGAAAACCUUCUUUGGGAGACCUAUGUGGGACAAUGAGUUCUCUACAAUAGCUACUGCUCACCCCAAGUCGGCGGUAGGAGUCUUCCUAUGUGGUCCUCAGACUUUGGCAAAGAGCCUGAGCAAAUGCUGUCACCAGUACUCCAGCCUGGAUCCUAGGAAGGUUCAAUUCUACUUCAACAAAGAAAAUUUCUGAGUUAUAGGAAUAAGGAUAGUAAUCUGCAUUUAAAUCUCUUCAUCUUCAACAAUUUACUUGAUUUGGUCAGGUUGAGGCAACCACUUAAAGACAGUAACAUGUUUCUUUCAAGCCU